Messenger RNA from Kwoniella botswanensis, 753 nucleotides. RefSeq lists its product as uncharacterized. Gene Ontology annotation, cellular component: cytosolic large ribosomal subunit. The record is from RefSeq and is a predicted model, not a curated record. Gene Ontology annotation, biological process: maturation of LSU-rRNA from tricistronic rRNA transcript (SSU-rRNA, 5.8S rRNA, LSU-rRNA). Bases 1 to 753 code for a protein of 250 amino acids. The transcript is spliced from 5 exons. Lineage: Eukaryota; Fungi; Basidiomycota; Tremellomycetes; Tremellales; Cryptococcaceae. Gene Ontology annotation, molecular function: RNA binding; structural constituent of ribosome.
AUGGCUCCUUCUACCAGUGUGCCUACCGCCGAGCAAAUCGCCGUCCCUGAGACUUUGCUCAAGAAGCGAAGAACCAACGAGGCCACUCGAGAGGCCAAGUUGGCUGCUGCCGCUGAGGCCCGAAAGGCCCAACAAGCCAAGAGAAAGGUCAUCUUCAAGAGAGCCGGUGAAUACGUUCACGAAUACGUUCAACAAGAGAAGGAGGAGAUCCGACUCAAGAGAGAGGCUAGAAAGACUGGUGACUUCUACGUUGGUGCUCAACCCAAAGUCUACUUUGUUGUCCGAAUCAAGGGUAUCUCCAAAAUCGCUCCUAAACCCAAGAAGAUCCUUCAAUUACUCCGAUUACUCCAAAUCAACAACGGUGUCUUCAUCAGAGUAACCAAAGCUACCACUCAAAUGCUCAACUUGGUCAACCCUUACAUCACCUACGGUGAAGUUAACCUCAAAGCCAUCCGAGAACUCGUCUACAAGAGGGGUUACGCCAAGGUUGACGGUCAACGAAUCCCCAUCACCGACAACUCCAUCAUCGAGAAGCAAUUGGGUAAAUACGGUAUCAUCUGUAUCGAAGAUUUGGUUCACGAGAUCGCCACCUGCGGACCAAACUUCAAACAAGCCACUUCUUCCCUUUGGCCAUUCAAACUUUCCAACCCUAACGGUGGAUGGAGACCAAGAAAGUUCACCACUUACAUCGAAGGUGGUGAUACCGGAAACAGAGAACAAGCUAUGUCAAAACUCGUUCACCAAAUGGUAUAA